Messenger RNA from Beauveria bassiana ARSEF 2860, 1947 nucleotides. RefSeq names its product BTB/POZ domain-containing protein. Bases 1 to 1947 code for a protein of 648 amino acids. The record is from RefSeq and is a predicted model, not a curated record. Gene Ontology annotation, molecular function: protein binding. Lineage: Eukaryota; Fungi; Ascomycota; Sordariomycetes; Hypocreales; Cordycipitaceae. Gene Ontology annotation, cellular component: ubiquitin ligase complex; cytoplasm. The transcript has 3 exons.
AUGGUAAUGACAAAGUAUGGCCUAGAAGGCAAACUCCAUGAAGAGCAUCGAUUGAUCAAGGACGGCAUCCUGAGGGAUGAUAAUCCUCUUGACCAAAGCAAUGAGUUCAAUGAAUUUCUUAUUGCGUGCCGUCAUGGCGACCUUCGGGAAUGCCAAGAGCUCAUCAAUCAAGGCGUCAAUAUCAACGGCAAAGACAAAUUCGAUUAUACGCCGUUGAUUAUUGCUAGCUUGUGUGGUCAUUAUGAACUUGUUCAAUUGCUGCUGGAAGCUGGAGCCCUCGCAGAAAGAAAUACGUUUCAAGGAGAAAGAUGUAUAUAUAAUGCUUUGAACGACCGCAUACGAAAUCUUCUUCUCCAGUAUGACUUUUCCAAGUCCUCGGAUCCUUUUGUGUACUGGUCAUCGCACAUUACGGCGCUGAUGGAUAUGGAGACACCGAAGACAUCCGACAUUAUACUAACCUCUGACAAUCGCGCUUUCAAACUGCACAAGUUUCUUCUUUCUGCGAGAUCACCGUAUUUCCGCAAAAAGCUUGAGGCGCAGCCGGAUACGGAAACUUGGAAGCUCGCCACCGCGAUUCCGGACGAGUCAUUUCGGGUUGUGCUUCGGUAUAUCUAUCUAGGAGACGUACCCAGGGACCUUUCAUCAUCCAGAAAUGACGUGUCAGAUGAGGCUAUUCUGACAGGCAUCGACAAGAUCAGCAAGCAGUUGGAAAUCGACCACCUGUGGGAGGCCAUCCUCGAGGGCAACGACCGUCGCCUCGCGCGGCAGCGCUACCAAGACGAAGUUGGUCGAGCUCUGAAGCAGGUCGGCGACUUCUUCCAGGCCAACAUCAUCGGUCACAAAAUGGUGGUUGACACGGACCACGUCGACAAAGUCACCUGGAAGCACGGCAACUCCAUCUUUGCCGACAUUUUGCUCCGCGCCGACGAGCCCGAGUCCGAGGAGCAAGACGACACCCCGACGCCUCCGGACCCGUUACUCGUCCAGAGCACGUCCGGUAUCCCGAUUGGUCCCGCCGACGCCGCUCCGACGGAGCGCGGAGUCCGCAAGUCGGUGCUGUACCCCGCGCACAAGGCCAUGCUCAUCCGCAGCGACUACUUUGAGCGCAUGUUCUCGGGCGAUUUCGUCGAGUCGCGCAAGGAGGACAAACUGCGCGUGGUGAGGGUCGACUGUAGCCCCGCGGUGCUGGAGCUCGUGCUCGCGUUCUUGUACACAGAGACGGUUGUAUGCCCGCUCGAGCACGCGCUGGAGUUGCUUUACGCGGCCGACAUGCUCUUUCUCGACGCGCUCAAGGCCAAGGCGGCCGUUGCGAUUAGCACCCUCGGCAGCGGCCGCAGCAACGCGCUCAUCGACCGCACCCAUGGCGGCGGCGGCGGCGGCGGCAAUGGCGACAACAGUGCCUCGACCAAACAGCAGCAGCAGCAGCAGCAGCAGCAGCAGCAAUCGCAGACCCCGCCCGUCGAGGACGUGGAACCCAUCAACAUCUACGACGUCAUCCACGCCGCGUGGGACCUGCGCGUGCAGCGCCUCGAAGAGUUUGCAGCGCGCUACCUCGCUGGCCGCCUCGAGGACUACAUUGACGACGCCGAGUUCCAAGAGCUCAUCCGCGAGAGCGCCGACCGCAUCCAGAAGCGCGAGGAGACGGACACGAUUGAGUUACUCGACGACAUUCGCUACUACCUGUCUGAGCGGUUUCGCCUGCGCUUCGAGGACGCCGGCAUCGACGACAUCCUGCAAGGGGACGGCGACAUGACUGCCGCCGCAGCCGCCGUCGACAAUGGCGCAGAAGCUCCCAGCGGUGCUGUUGCGUCUGCACCCACGACGAAUGGCGUGCGCACGCUCGACGGCGAGGCGGCCGAGGACGAGUUUGUGUCGGACGCCGUCAACUAUCAGGUGCUGCUGGGCAAGAUUGACAGCAUGCUGGAGCGGCUGCAUCUAGAUGCGUAA